CCCAGCUUCUUUUUUCUAACCAUGUGGUUCCUCCUCCGCCUCUUUGUCUUCACUUUAUCGCUCCUGUGCGUGUAUGCCGGUCUCUUGGAGGACCAUGGAUACACUGUUGAGGAGUAUACCAAUGGUGUUUAUUACGUCAAGUCCAGACAUUACGCUGGAGGCAAUGCCCCUAUGAACAAGGUCAAAAUCAAUACGGAUACCAAGGUUAUGACCGUCUAUCUGGCCUACAAUGGCCUUGAGGAAGCUCAUGAGGACAAGUUAAGAUUAUCGCAAGUUCUCGGAGCUCUUUGUACCAAGGAGGAUCUGGACCCCGAUGAUCUAGAAUGGGUUGUUAUCGACGAUGUUGAAAACCUAGAAACCAAGGAUGCCAUGAAGAAAUACCGCCAGAAGCAUGGUCUCAGAUUCAAGGACGAGAUCAGGAUCGAUCCCUCCAAAGAGGAGGAUUGGGCAAUAUUCAGCUCUACUCCUUUCUACAAAGCCGUGUACUACAUGCUUCCUAAAAAGGGUAUUGAUCAGAUCAUAGUCAAGAACUCGGGGGGUAAUCAGGACAUGUACUUCUCUGUUGCCUAAGUAUACACAUUGUUACAACAUGUACCGCUAAGCCAUAUGUACAAAAGAGAGGACCCCUCAUAUUUAUGAGGCUAUUCUAUGUACUUAUGUAGUUCCGUCACCUCGGAUGAAGGAACGCGUUUUCGGCCUCUGACGCGCCUGUGCCAAUAUACGGCAUUUAGCUAACAUCAACCCAUACUGCCCAUACUACCCACAACGCCUUCCUGUCGCUCACGACGCUAAUGACGCUUGUUUCAAUUUAAUUGUACGCUUUUAAAUGUAUGGAGAACUUCCUGCCAGCCCUCAGGCGCGCGCGCACGGCGUCGACGCCUCGUUCGAUCAAUGCCCAGCUCCUUGCUGCGUCUGCUGCAAGUGACGCCUCGACCCUCGAUCUCAACACCCGAGAUACCUUCGACUCCCU
Colletotrichum destructivum is the source of this 970-nucleotide messenger RNA. RefSeq lists its product as uncharacterized. The record is from RefSeq and is a predicted model, not a curated record. The coding region runs from base 22 to 570 and encodes 182 amino acids. NCBI's taxonomy places the organism in Eukaryota, Fungi, Ascomycota, Sordariomycetes, Glomerellales, Glomerellaceae. The transcript has 2 exons.